AGAGAGAGAAUCAGGUUUAUUAGCAACAAGGAGAGGCCAGGAUUGCUCACAAAUCUUGAAAAGGGCUGAAACUUAAAACCCUUAUCCUAUCUUCUUCUUCGAUACACCUUCUCGUAUAAAAACUUCAAUUCUCUCCCAUUCUCUCUCUAUAAAUCCUCUUUUUCCUCCAUGUUCUUUCUCUCCAUUUCAUUUCACUGAUGAGCUUCCUUCAUCGCUCCUAUUCUUGAUUGCGAUGGUUUCUCUCAAGUGAGGUUUUGAGGUUUCUUCUUCUCUUCUUCUUCCCAAUCGGAUUUCCUUUCGUCUUGAAGAAAAUGGCGCCGAGGACUGGGAGGGGGAAAUCGAAUAAAGCCAAGACAGAGAGGAAGAAGAAGGAAGAGAAAGCAUCCGUGCCUUCUCUGGUGGACAUUUAUGUCGUCACUCCUUAUGAUUCUCAAGUUCUCCUCAAGGGCAUCUCUACUGAUAAGAUACUUGAUGUGAGAAGGCUAAUAGCUGUGAAUGUGGAAACCUGCCAUUUUACAAAUUAUUCUUUAUCUCACGAGGUUAAAGGGCAGAGAUUGAAUGACAGGGUAGAGGUUGUUGCUCUAAAGCCAUGUAUUCUAAAAAUGGUUGAAGAGGAUUACAUAGAGGAAGCCCAGGCUAUUGCACAAGUGAGGCGACUCUUGGAUAUCGUGGCCUGCACAUCCAGGUUUGCGAAGCCUAGACGGGCCUUGACAAGCCCAGACUCCAAAGCUAAGAAAAAUAGUAAGGCCCAACAAAAUCAGAAGCAUAAUUCGGGCCCACCAACUACGCCCAAUGGGGAAUUCCAGAUCGGAUCGCCGGUCACGGUUUCGCCGAUCUCCGAUAAUAUAGGCAUGGUAGCCAUUCAUCCCACGCCGAAGCUUUCAGAUUUCUACGAGUUCUUCUCUUUCUCUCAUCUGUCUCCUCCGAUUUUACACUUGAAGAGAUGUGAACUGAAGAAUCAGGAUGAUAGACGCAAAGAAGAUUACUUUAAGCUUCAGAUUAAAAUCGGCAACGGGAAACUGAUAGAAGUGAUUGCAUCAGAAAAAGGGUUUUAUAAUGUGGGGAAACAGUUUCUUCAGAGCCAUGCUUUAGUUGAUCUUCUGAAACAGCUCAGCCGAGGUUUUGCUAAUGCAUAUGGAUCUUUGAUGAAAGCAUUUGUGGAGCAUAAUAAGUUUGGUAAUCUUCCAUAUGGAUUUCGAGCAAAUACAUGGCUUGUUCCUCCAUCUGUUGCCGAGAGUCCUUCCAAUUUUCCUGCCCUACCUACUGAGGACGUAAGCUGGGGUGGUAAUGGCGGUGGCCAGGGUAGAAAUGGUGAAUACAAUCUUAGACCAUGGGCUACAGACUUCGCAAUAUUGGCUUCUCUACCUUGCAAAACCGAAGAUGAGAGGGUGGUCAGAGACAGAAAAGCUUUUCUGCUUCACAGUCUAUUUGUCGAUACCUCCAUAUUUACAGCUGUUGCAGCUAUAAGACAGGUCAUAGAGUCAAACUCCAAUGGAAAUAGCAAAUUGCAUUGUUCCCCGGACUCAAUCCUGCAUGAAGAUCACUUGGGGGACUUGUCCAUUGUAGUCAAACGUGAUAUAGGAGACACAAAUCAUAAGUAUGAUAUGAAACUUUCUAGUGGGGAGUCCACAGUGUUUAAAGAAGGUGCUCAAAAGAAUUUACUCAAAGGGUUGACUGCAGAUGAAAGUGUAAUUGUCCGUGAUACUUCUUCUUUGGCCGUGGUUGUUGUACACUACUGCGGAUACGUUGCAACGGUAAGUGUGGUGGGCAAGGGUAACAUUAACACAAGGAAGCCUGAAUUUCAAGAUAUUGAAAUCGAUGAUCAGCCAGGUGGAGGGGCAAAUGCGCUCAAUGUCAAUAGCUUGAGGCUACUGCUUCACAAGUUUGGAGCUGAGCCAUCUGAAGGGAGAUCAUCACUACCAAAUUUGGAUGAUUUAGACUCUUCCAGAAAUCUUGUUCGGAAGGUGGUUAAAGAAAACUUGGAAAAUAAAAGUGAGGAGCCAGUUAAUUCAGAAAGUUCUAUUCGGUGGGAACUCGGUUCUUGUUGGUUGCAACAUCUGCAAAAGCAGGAAACUUCAACAGAUAAAAGUUCUGAAAAAAAGGACAACGGCAAUGAAGUUGUACAAGCUGUCAAAGGUCUUGGAAAGCAAUUCAAAUUUUUGAAGAGGAGGGAAAAGAAACCAACUAGUUUAGAUUGUACAGACCAUAGGGAGCAUAAUGACUCUAGACCUUCUGCUGCGGCAACUGUUAAAGCUGAAUUAAACAAUGAUGACUUAAAUAGCUCCACUGAAUUGGAGAAACUAACUUCAGUAGAAGCAUUUUUGCGACUGAAAGAAUCUGGAACUGGUCUGCAUCUAAAGACAGUUGAUGAGCUUAUCAACAUGGCACACAAGUACUAUGACGAAAUUGCCUUGCCAAAGCUGGUUACAGACUUUGGAUCACUUGAGCUUUCUCCAGUUGAUGGCCGUACACUAACUGAUUUCAUGCAUUUAAGAGGAUUAAAGAUGCGCUCCCUUGGUGAAAUAGUUAAACUUGCAGAAAAUCUUCCACACAUACAAUCUCUUUGUAUUCAUGAGAUGGUUACUCGAGCUUUCAAGCAUUUACUCAAAGCUGUGAUUGCCUCAGUUGAUAAUGUAGCAGACUUAUCUCCUGCUAUUGCAUCAACACUGAAUUUCUUACUUGGAAGCUGUCAAUUGGAAAAUGCUGACCAAAGUUUGACUGAAGACAAUCAUCUCAGAUUGCAGUGGCUAAGGGUAUAUUUAAUCAAAAAAUUUGGAUGGACAUUAAAUGAUGAAUUUCAACAUUUGAGGAAGUUAUCAAUCCUGAGAGGGCUUUGUCAUAAGGUUGGAAUGGAGUUGUUCCCAAGAGAUUAUGAUAUGGAGACCCCCAAUCCAUUUGGGAAAUAUGAUAUUAUCAGCCUAGUUCCUGUUUGCAAGUUCGUAGGAUGCUCCUCAGCAGAUGGACGCAAUUUGUUGGAAUCAUCCAAAAUGGCUCUUGAUAAAGGAAAGCUUGAGGAUGCUGUGAAUUAUGGAACAAAGGCACUGGCAAAGAUGAUGGCUGUUUGUGGUCCCUAUCAUCGAACUACUGCAAGUGCUUAUAGUCUUUUAGCUGUGGUUCUCUACCACACUGGAGAUUUUAAUCAAGCAACCAUAUAUCAGCAAAAGGCCCUGGAUAUAAAUGAGAGGGAACUUGGGCUUGACCAUCCAGACACAAUGAAAAGCUAUGGGGAUCUCUCUGUCUUUUAUUAUCGUCUGCAACACAUGGAGCUGGCUCUGAAGUAUGUCAACCGUGCUCUCUUCCUUCUUCACUUCACAUGUGGUCUAUCUCAUCCGAACACAGCUGCAACAUACAUAAAUGUGGCUAUGAUGGAAGAGGGUAUGGGAAAUGUUCAUGUGGCACUCAGAUAUUUGCAUGAAGCUCUUAAAUGCAACAAAAGAUUGCUAGGAGAAGAUCAUAUCCAGACUGCCGCAAGCUUCCAUGCCAUUGCCAUAGCUCUUUCAUUGAUGGAAGCAUAUUCCCUGAGUGUACAACAUGAACAAACGACCCUUAAGAUACUUCAAGAAAAGCUUGGACCUGAAGAUCUUCGUACACAGGAUGCUGCUGCAUGGCUCGACUAUUUUGAAUCAAAAGCAAUAGAGCAACAAGAAGCGGCUAAAAAUGGAACUCCAAAGCCAGAUGCAUCCAUUGCAAGCAAAGGUCACCUUAGUGUAUCAGAUCUUCUGGAUUUUAUUAAUCCUGAACAAGAGCCAAAAGGAAAUGACACUCAGAGGAAACCGCGGCGUGCAAAGCAGAUACACCCAAUAAUUGAUAAAAGCCAAGAACACGAUGAUUCAAUAGCUGACGAGAACAUUCCAUUUCAUGGCUCAAAAGAUGAUAAGAGUGUCGAAGAAGGCAACGUUCAAGAAACAAAAGUCAUGCUUCAUUCUAAAGAACUGAAAAAAAAUGGUGAAUUCACCAGGUAUGUGCAUGAGACAAGUGAAGUUGUUGAGGAAAUAUCCUCCGAUGAAGGGUGGCAAGAAGCCAGUUCUAAAGGGCGGUCAGGAAACACAGCCAACCGCAAGUAUGGUAGGAGGAGACCUCUUGUUGCAAAGCUGAAGAUUAAUAGCUCUGAGAAUUACAUAGUCAGAGAAAGCAGUUACAGGAAUGACAUUACAUCACCGCAUAAAGGGACUCCAAAAAACACUUCAGUCACACCACUUUCACCUGGACAAUCAAAAGCUAGAAGCUUCACUUUAAAAAAUGAACCUUUCAAUAAUUCAACAAGAGCUUCGGUUUCCAAAACUUCCUCUACUCCUGCAGCUCUUAGUCCCUUGGCUUCAAAGUCUAUAUCUUACAAAGAAGUGGCUUUGGCACCACCAGGUACUGUUUUAAAGCCCCUGCUAGAGAAAGCUGAAGUAGACAAUGUAAAUACUGAAACCGAGAAGUGCAACAAAGUUGAAGAAAGCUGCCAAAAUUCUAUUGCUGAAGCAGUUUCUGAGCAAGAUAAAAAGGAGGCGACCUGUGAACCUGACAUUCAAAGAGAAGAUUCUGCAUCAGAACUUGAGGAUCGGUCCCUCUCUUCUGAUCAGGCAAAAGCUGCAGAAACCAAUGGUAGUAAGCUUUCAGCUGCAGCCGAACCAUUCAACCCAGGAAUGUUGUUUAUGCCUCACCAUAUAAACUCGGUUCCCAUCCCAAACAUUUAUGAUGCAAAUGCUCGUCAAGGCAUGCUUGUGGAUCCCGUGCUUCCUCCUGUUGCUGCUAGGGUCCCCUGUGGGCCCAGAUCACCUCUAUACUAUAGAACCAACUAUACUUUUCGCAUGAAAAACGGUCAUUCAAAAAAUCACACUCCGAUCGGGGAAAGAAGUGGAUUUGAGGCUCCAAGAAUCAUGAAUCCUCAUGCACCCGAGUUUGUUCCCAGAAAAGCUUUGCAAACGGAGACCAAUGACGCCAAUUCCUUUGAAUCAAGUAUGGUAGAAAACAACAACGUAGAUGAAAAAAUGAGCAAGGAUUUGAAGGGAAGUUCCCCAAGAAAGCGUGUUUCUGGAUCUGAGAAGUCAGAGUUGGCUCGGCAGAUACUGCUUAGCUUGCUGGUGAAAUCAGUUCGGCAAAAUAUUGAUUCUGUCGAUGAAUCCAAAGUCAGUGACGAAAAAAGCGAGAACUUGGAAAACUCUUCUGAUGCAGUAGCCAAAGACAGUGCUAUUAUAAAAAUCCUGUAUACCAACGAAGAAAAAAGUAAGAUGACUCCCCUGUCAAACGGAAGGGAAGAGCAAGAAAACAUAAAUGUAACCAAUAAAAACAUCGGAGAUGAAGGGUUUAUAGUUGUCACUAGGAAAAGAAAGAGCAGGCAGAAGUUCACAAAAGGAGUGUCAGAUUUGUGCAAUCAGCAGUCCAUCUGUGCUUCAGUCCGUUGAAUAGUUGUUAAACGGCAUUCCCAAUAAACCAAUAAGUUCUCUAUACUCUCUAACAAUGUAUGAAUCCAUGGUUUACAAAUUUUGGCCCUUGAUGCCCGGUGCAUUUUUUUCCCUGGUCAGUUUAGGAGGCUCCUUGAAUCUCCACUCCAUAGUCCUUACAGUAAAAUGUUCCUCAAGAUAUUUUGUUUUAUCAAUAAAAAUCCAAUUGGCAAGAUCA
Messenger RNA from Prosopis cineraria, 5607 nucleotides. Its product is annotated as protein REDUCED CHLOROPLAST COVERAGE 3. Gene Ontology annotation, biological process: organelle organization. NCBI's taxonomy places the organism in Eukaryota, Viridiplantae, Streptophyta, Magnoliopsida, Fabales, Fabaceae. Gene Ontology annotation, cellular component: cytoplasm. The record is from RefSeq and is a predicted model, not a curated record. Gene Ontology annotation, molecular function: protein binding. The transcript is spliced from 23 exons. The coding region runs from base 312 to 5390 and encodes 1692 amino acids.